This is a messenger RNA of Penicillium odoratum, 2310 nucleotides long. RefSeq lists its product as uncharacterized. The transcript has a single exon. The record is from RefSeq and is a predicted model, not a curated record. NCBI's taxonomy places the organism in Eukaryota, Fungi, Ascomycota, Eurotiomycetes, Eurotiales, Aspergillaceae. The coding region runs from base 1 to 2310 and encodes 769 amino acids.
AUGGACCAGGAGGAAGCCCCGCCGCCUUACUCUGCCGUUGAUCCAUUAGUUCCGCCGGCGAAUAAUAGGAACAAUGUUUCUCAGCAAACCUCAGUCCCUGCACGUCGACAUGCCGAGCCAAGUGCCAGUAGUUCCAGUAUUGUGGAGUUACCUCCAUCAACCUCGCCUGCCAUUGUCCCGAUUCAUUUCACCUCCGCCGUGGCUUACUUCGAGGAAAGACCUCCACUUAUACUGGACGACAGUCGGGGCAUUCUACACCACCACAUGACUAUAUAUCCCCGCAGCCAAGCAAAAGAUUUUCCUCGGCGACCCCGCUGCUGGGCAUCCCGUUCAAAUGAGAUACUCCAGCAGGAUUGGGACACCUUCCUGCGAUAUUUGUUCCCACCCCAAUUAGGAUUGGCUGCUGCCUCCCAACAUCUGCCCCGUCAGCUGCGAGCUGAAAUUCAACGGGACCGCAAAGAUCGACCCCAAGAGACAGAUGAGCAGCGGCGGGCCCGCAUAAUGGCUGUGGUUGAUGAAUGGAAUGAAUGCUUUUUCGAGCCUCGCGCUACUGCCAUCGCUUUUGUUUAUAUCGGAGAGCCGGACGCAGCUCCUUCAUCAGCCCUGUGUCCUUAUUGCUAUCCCGCAGCAACCAAAGCGACACAAGGAAAUGGAGCAUCGGUAUCUCCAGAGGGACAAUCUCCAUGGAGCUCGAAUACCUCGUCCCCCGUGCCAGGGCAGUAUGCCCAGUCGCCAACAGCCUGGCCUUACGCCCCAGCUGGUCCAUAUGGACUUCCACCUGGCACUAUGGCGUAUGGUCCACCAUAUGGUGUUCCUCCAUUCCCAGGUCACGGCAUGAAUCACCACCCACCCGGACACUAUCCACCACACCCACCGCCUAACGGGGCACCUUGGCAAUGGAACAAUUGGGCAUAUGCUCAGCCUCAAAAUGGGAAUUCCGGCACAUCCAAGGGUGCAUUUGGCUGGUUCUCUAAUAUUACAGCUCAAGCACAGAAGUAUGGUGAGCGCUUUGCCGAGCAGGCGCAACAAUACGGUGAUCAAAUCAGCGCACAAGCUAUGCAUUACGGCCGACAAGUCGAAGAGCAGGCUUUAGCACAUGGUCGAUGGGUCGAAGAACAAGCCCGUUUUGGUCGAAAGCCCGGUGCAAAUGCACCGAUUGGUUAUCCUCCCCAGCCUACUUGGCCUGGUCAGACAAAUGAAACUAUGUAUAAUACGCCAAUAACCCCAGCCCAACCCUCGCCGGUUGAACUUCCCGUGCCAGCUACAGGCACAGCCGUCGCUACCACCACCACAACAAGAUUAAGUCAGGAUCAUCCGCCUCAAAUUCAACCUCAAGAUCCACCUCGAGAUCCACCUCGAGAUCAACCUCAGGAUCAAUCUCAGGAUCAACCUCAAGAUCAAAAUUACAGCAAGGAUGAUGACAAAGACAAACGACCCGCCGAACAAGCGCGCCGUACAUCCAUCCACUCCGUAUCAUCCGCAUCCUCACUCAGCUCCCUUGACUCCCUAAAUACCACUUCUGAUCUCGACGCCUCCGACCUAGCCACAGUCCGCGCUCAGCUUCAAGCCUUGGAGGACAGACACGAUCGUACUUUAUAUGACGCUGCGGCUGAUCUUCGUACACAGCUGGACGCUCUACAAGCGUCUCGCCGCGAAGCUCGCUUUUCUGGCCGGUCUCAUUGGCGCCCUGGAACGAACCAGAAUCAACAAACUCAAAGACCGAACAGUAAAGACUGGGGCCGAUGGGACUCACCCGAGCAGCAACAACGCCAGAAUACCGAACGGCGCGUCUUCAAAGAGGAACUUCGUGUUACCAAGAAGGCUUUCCGGGAGGUGGUUCGUCGAGCACGUGAAGAGCAGCGCACAAGAACUCAUCACAACCAUCGUCACCAUAUCCAUGGCCAUGGAAGACACCAUUGGUCUAUGGACUCAGGUCGAAAGAAGGACGAAUGUGACUUAACUGGACCCAUGAAAAAGCUUGCCCUUGAUGAAUCACAGCAAGGUCGUCGUUCACAUGUUCACACCACGUCUAUUCGGAAUUCCCAUCCUAUUCGCAGGGAUGUGCCUGCCGGUGUCGAGACCAGUUCGGGUAUCGACACCCCUGGUUCGGACACGCCUUCUUCUUCCCAGACUAGUGUCCAUGGAUUUCCCACAGAGCUUCCUGAGCGCAGGGGUGCAUCAGCCUCGCACACCAGACUAAGGGACAAGCUGAAGCCGCGUAUUGUGAAGAAGCAGCAGACUGGUGACUCCACACCAUCAUCUCGAGGCGAGGAGUCUGGUAAGAAGUCGAAGAAAUGGGCGAAGGAUUAA